CGAAUCGUUCACUCACGGAGCCAACACUACUCUCAGUACAUCCGUAGCCUCUGCUGCCUACGGAGGUCUCAACAAAGCCGCUGUCUGAGUUACUGGAAAUAUGCCCCUGAAAAAUUCACACUUUCAACUAACAUCGUUUGCAUAGAUUCUCAAAACCAGCUUGUCGGCUCCCUGACUGCGGACGGGCCAUCAUGUUGUCGCGGCUGAGGAGUAGCGUUUCCUUGAGGCCUGCCUUCGUGCCUGCCUGCAGAUGGGCGCACACCAAAGAGAAGGGCAAACCGUUAAUGCUCAACCCCCGCACCAAUAAAGGAAUGGCCUUUUCUUUACAGGAGCGACAGAUCUUGGGCUUACACGGCCUGCUGCCUCCUAAAGUAGAAACGCAAGACCUCCAGGCCAUGCGCUUCCAGAAGAAUCUCAAGAAAAUGACUGAUCCCCUUGAAAAGUACAUUUAUCUGAUGGGCAUCCAGGAGCGAAACGAGAGGCUCUUCUACCGAGUGCUGAUGGAAGACAUUGAGGAGCUGAUGCCCAUCGUCUACACCCCCACCGUCGGACUGGCCUGCACGCAGUAUGGACACAUCUUUAGACGACCCAAGGGCUUGUUCAUUUCCAUUCUGGAUAAAGGACACAUCCGCUCCAUCUUGGACAACUGGCCAGAGACCAAUGUGGCCGCAGUCGUGGUGACUGACGGCGAGCGUAUUUUGGGGCUGGGGGACCUGGGCGUUUAUGGCAUGGGAAUCCCCGUUGGCAAACUCUGCCUGUACACCGCGUGCGCCGGCAUCAGACCUGAGAGGUGCCUGCCCGUCACCAUUGACGUCGGCACAAACAACGAGACUCUCCUCAAGGAUCCGCUCUACAUGGGCUUGUACCAGAGGAGAGACCGCUCUCAGGCUUACGACGACCUCAUCGACGAGUUCAUGGAGGCCGUGGUGGACAAAUAUGGGCAGGACACGCUGAUUCAGUUUGAGGAUUUUGGGAACCACAAUGCUUUUCGCUUCCUCAGGAAGUACAGGGAGAAAUACUGCACCUUCAAUGAUGACAUCCAAGGCACAGCAGCAGUGGCGCUUGCUGGUCUGCUUGCAGCUCAGAGAGCCACUGGGAAGCCCAUCACAGACCACAGAGUGCUUUUUCUCGGAGCCGGAGAGGCUGCUCUCGGCAUCGCAAACUUGAUUGUCAUGGCCAUGAUGGAGUCAGGCAUGUCGCAGGCGGAAGCCAGGGAGAAGAUCUGGAUGUUCGACAAAGACGGCUUACUCGUUAAGGGACGGCUGCAGGCAACGGACAUCAACCAGGAAGCAUUUGUUCACGACUGUCCGGGGAACGUUCACAGCUUUUUGGAUGCUGUCAACACCAUCAGACCAACAGCUAUCAUUGGCGUAGCGGGAGCCGGUCGACUGUUCAGCCACGAUGUCAUCAAGGCCAUGGGCGCCCUGAACGAGCGUCCCAUCAUCUUCGCCUUGAGCAACCCCACCGUCAAAGCAGAAUGCACCGCCGAGGACGCCUACGCGCUUACAGAUGGUAGAUGUCUUUUUGCCAGCGGUAGUCCAUUUGGACCUGUGACGCUGAGUGAUGGACGAGUCCUUACUCCAGGACAAGGCAACAACGCUUACAUCUUUCCGGGUGUGGCUCUGGCUGUCAUCCUGAGCGGCGUUCGCCACAUCAGUGACACAGUGUUCUUGGAGGCUGCCAAGACUCUGGCAGAUCAGCUGAGCGACAAAGAGCUGGAAGAAGGCCGACUGUACCCACCUCUGUCCAACAUCCGAGAAGUUUCUCUCCAGAUGGCUGUCAAGGUGGUGGAGUACGUGUACGCCAAAGGCAUGGCGUUUCGCUACCCGGAGCCUGUGGACAAGAAUGCCCUUGUGCACGCCACUGCGUGGAACACAAACUACGACUCCUUCCUACCUGACACCUACGACUGGCCUGGGGUCAGCUUCAGCCCCCAGUCUAAGAACUAGAAGUACACUCACCCCUCCUAACCUUCAUUCAUUAGGAAUCACGUCGCAAAGGACAAGUGAACAUGUAUUGUGUUACAUUACAGCUGCCAUGUGACAGUAUGGGCAUUUUACUUCCCUCUAGUGGUGUAAAAGGGCAGCACAAAAACACAGUUCACAAGAUGAACUGGCAUUCAUGCACACACAUCUUUAGCAGAUUAGUCAUUUUUAAAAUUUAACUCACCACACAAAAUGAGAAAAAAAAAAUAUCUCAAAAUGCCUGAGAUGACCAACACAACGAUUUGUGAUUGUAAAUGUUAACAUACAGGAAACACAUAUUUAUGACAGCACUGAAAUAUAUUGUGCACGUGAAAUCAUGUCAAACAAGUGAAAUUAAUUCACUCCAAGAAGGAAAAAGUCAUUUAUGUACCAUGCAGCUCAAGCAAACACCAUGUGUCUCACUCCUUUGUUUCUGUUCUUUGAUUCUCUUUGCAGUUGUAUGUUGUUUAGAGCACUCCUUUGAUUUACCAUAAUUUCUUUAACCACUGACUAAUAAUAUUAAACUUAAACAUGGGAAACGUUAGCUUAAAAAGAAACCGUAGGUCAGUUUUGCCUGCUUCAGUCCUUUUUUUUGUUUGCACAAUGCAAGGUUGUUGUCUUUAAUGUUUUUGUGUGUGUUAUGUUACGGCCCUCCCAGCAAACUUGACAAAAAAAAAAACGAUAAGUCUUCUUUAAAAGUACACAAGCAUUUACUUACUGAUCUUGCUGGGAGUGGUCUUGAAAUGCACUGUUUCCUCUCAUUUACACUCUUGAAAAAAGUCUCAUUGUUUUGAACCUGUUUCAGCAUGUUAGCUUUAUAUAUUAUCUGUACUUGGUAGAUUUUACAACGCAGUCAUUUUUGCAAAAUCGAUACAGUGAAUUAUGACCUGUUUUGUCGGUCUAUUUUUCUAAUUUCCUGUAGUACGUUUUCAGAUGUUUUGUAUCCAAAAAGCUUUAUUUAUUUGUUCAUGUUGUUGCACAAUUUAGUCACUAUGAUCUGGCUCACACACUGGAUGGAUACAGAUGCAUAAAAAUAAGUGAAUAACUAAUAUAUUUAUAUUUACUAAUAUAUAAUAUAAAUAAAUUUAAUAACUUGAUGUUUGGGACAUUGUCAAAUUAAAGGACAUCUUUCAA
This is a messenger RNA of Syngnathus typhle (broad-nosed pipefish), 3098 nucleotides long. RefSeq names its product malic enzyme 2, NAD(+)-dependent, mitochondrial (gene me2). The record is from RefSeq and is a predicted model, not a curated record. Bases 192 to 1949 code for a protein of 585 amino acids. The transcript is spliced from 15 exons. Lineage: Eukaryota; Metazoa; Chordata; Actinopteri; Syngnathiformes; Syngnathidae. Gene Ontology annotation, biological process: pyruvate metabolic process; malate metabolic process. Gene Ontology annotation, cellular component: mitochondrion. Gene Ontology annotation, molecular function: malate dehydrogenase (decarboxylating) (NADP+) activity; NAD binding; malate dehydrogenase (decarboxylating) (NAD+) activity.